This is a messenger RNA of Arachis ipaensis, 591 nucleotides long. RefSeq lists its product as uncharacterized. Lineage: Eukaryota; Viridiplantae; Streptophyta; Magnoliopsida; Fabales; Fabaceae. The record is from RefSeq and is a predicted model, not a curated record.
AUGACUAAGGAGAGCAGUGCCCUCAUCCAGAAGGAUUUGCCCACAAAGAAGAAUGAUCUAGGGAGUUUUCACAUCCCUUGUACUAUAGGGGAUACCAUAAUUGAUAGAGAAUUUUGUGAUCUUGGAGCAAGCAUAAAUCUAAUGCAUCUGUCUCUCAUGAAGAAGCUUCAAAUCAAUGAGUUGAAAUCCACAGAUGUAAUACUUCAAUUGGCUAACAAAACCCAGAAACAAGCACUAGGAGUAGUUGAAAAUGUACUGGUAAAAGUAGGAAAAUACUUGCUCCAUGCAGAUUUUGUUGUUCUUGAGAUGGAAGAAAGCUAUCUCCAUCCAAUCAUUCUCGUGAGACCAUUCUUGGCCACAGCCAGAGUACUCAUAUAUGUUGAGCAAAGAAAGUUAAUAUUGAGAAUACAUUAUGAACAACUCACGUUUCAUGUCUUCAAGCCCUCACAUAAAUCUGAACAAGAGAACAAAGACCUGAAGGAUGACCACAAGGAAUGCAUGAAGGAUGAUUCUGGAGAUACAAACCUAAAAGAAGCAGCCAAUGAAUCAAAUCCAGAGCAUCCAAGAUCAUGCCUGAAAGAGAAGAAAUAA